Messenger RNA from Calidris pugnax (ruff), 1932 nucleotides. RefSeq names its product zinc finger, CCHC domain containing 17 (gene ZCCHC17). Bases 275 to 1000 code for a protein of 241 amino acids. The transcript is spliced from 9 exons. The record is from RefSeq and is a predicted model, not a curated record. NCBI's taxonomy places the organism in Eukaryota, Metazoa, Chordata, Aves, Charadriiformes, Scolopacidae. Gene Ontology annotation, biological process: RNA stabilization. Gene Ontology annotation, molecular function: RNA binding; zinc ion binding.
GGGAGCAAAAUGGCGGCGGCCGGAGGGGGGGAGUGAUGGCGGCGGUUGAGGACUGUGGCGCCGGGCGCUGACGGGCUCCGGCUUCCCCGCGACCACCGGGCCGGGGCUCUCUGGCCUCGCUUCCCCGUGUCUAGGUCUGCGCCGGGCACCGGUAGGGCAGGUUCCGGCCCUGGGCCUGCCCCGGUGCCGCUCUGCUCUCGGGUGACCGGUGCGCGGGAGCCUCGGGGUGAAUUCCGCUGGACCGAGGGAGCAUCUCUCGCCCGGGGCUGCGGGGAUGGAGCCGCUGCCCGAGCUCUACGCCAUCUUCCAGGGGGAGGUUGCCACAGUGACAGAAUAUGGAGCAUUUAUCAAAAUCCCAGGCUGCAGGAAGCAAGGCCUUGUCCAUAGGACUCACAUGUCCUCCUGCCGUGUGGACAAACCCUCUGAGAUAGUAGAUGUUGGAGACAAAGUGUGGGUGAAGCUUAUUGGAAAAGAGAUGAAAGAUGACAAGCUGAAGCUUUCCCUCUCCAUGAAAGUCGUUAACCAAGGCACAGGAAAAGACCUGGAUCCCAACAACGUUUCUCUUGAUCAGGAUGAGAGGAAAAAGCGCAUGUUCAGAGACUACACCAGCCAGAAGAUCACACUGGAAGCUGUUUUGAACACUGUGUGCAAGAAAUGUGGCUGCAAAGGACAUUUUGCCAAGGAGUGUUUCGUGCAGCCUGGAGGGACCAAAUACAGCCUCAUUCCAGAGGAGGAGGAGGAAGAGGAGGUGGCAGCAGCAGGAUGUGAAAAGGAUAAAAAGACCAGCCUGGCUGAGGAUUCUUCAAAAAAAAGGAAAAAGGAGAAGAAGAAGAAGAAGAAGCACAAGAAUAAGCUGUCCUCAGAGUCGGACUCAGCCAGCUCGGACUCGGACAGCGACGGGGCUCCGCCGGCCGGCAAGAGGAGCAAGCACUCGGGGAAGCCCAGCAAGGCUGAGAAGAAGAAGAAGAAAAAGAAGCAUAAGAAGAAGCCCCGGGACUGAAGGGCACCCCGAGCCCCUGCUGUGCCCCACGAGGAGUGAGCACUGAACCAGAGUGUCCCCCUUGCUCCAGGGGCGAGUUUCCCUCUCUCCGAGUACCGCUCGCCGUGUGCCGUUACGGGUGGUGACUUUGAGACGAGUUGUCCCCCGUUUUCCUUCAGCCUGGGGUGACAUUUUCUUCCAUCAGCGAGCUCUCCUGCCAAAAUUGGCUAAUUACACCCCUUCGUCGGCACCUCUCCCGGCUCAUAGCCUCCUGUUUUGCUGGGGAAGCUGCCAAGGGUGGCUCUUUGGCCAGUGUGACCAGCUUGCCCCCCCAGCCUGCAUGACAUCAGCCCCUGGCCCGUGGCCUGGAGAAGGUGGAGCUGGGCCACCGUGCUCUCCCUGCCCGUCCCCUCACUGUGCUUGGGGACAGGGGUGGCUGUUGCUGGGCCCCAUGGGGGGGGCUGUGUCCCCCCCUGGCUGGUGACGGGGCAGAGCCUUGGCUUCGCUCCCCAAACUCCAUCCCCAGCCUCACUCCCCGUGUCUGCAAACACUGGGGUGAAAGAGUGAGAAGCAAAUGGGGAGAGUGGAGAUAUUUUAAGUAAACACGGACCGUGGUGUGUUUGCCGCCUUGGGAAGUGAUGGAAAAUAAAUCUCUCCAAUCUCCAGUUGUACUUUGAACCCCGUCUUGUCUUUGGCACGUUCUAUGCUUCACCUUGAGCCGUGAAAAGAUGGGGCUGGUUCAUGGGAGGGGAUGUGACCUGUGUUAAAGCUUGGAGAACCAGCUGCGAUGGGCUACUGGGAUCACUGGCCGUUUAACUCCAUCACUGCCAGGAUGGAUUUAACCCCCACGCUGCUCCCCACAGCCUGGCUGGGACCCCUGGGACUCAUUGGGGUGAGCACAUGCCAAAAAAAGCCUUUUUUUUCCAAGUAAACUGCUGACCAGGUUGUAACAA